This is a messenger RNA of Wasmannia auropunctata (little fire ant), 19828 nucleotides long. RefSeq lists its product as uncharacterized. NCBI's taxonomy places the organism in Eukaryota, Metazoa, Arthropoda, Insecta, Hymenoptera, Formicidae. Gene Ontology annotation, cellular component: intracellular membrane-bounded organelle; membrane. The record is from RefSeq and is a predicted model, not a curated record. Gene Ontology annotation, molecular function: ATP binding; ATP hydrolysis activity; ABC-type transporter activity. The transcript has 50 exons. Gene Ontology annotation, biological process: lipid transport; transmembrane transport. Bases 4404 to 16658 code for a protein of 4084 amino acids.
AUCUGUUACUUUUCAAACUCGAGAGAUGUAAUUACUAAAAAAAUAUUCUAUUUUAUAUAUCAAAUGCCUCGGGUAUCUCAUAAUUCAUGUUUAUUUUUUUUUAGCGACCGUGAACUUAAUUCUGCCCCUCGAGAGAGAUAAUGUGUCGAUGUUUAUGCGGAAGAAUUGAUUGUUGAACAAGGUUUAGUACUUUAAAUCAUUUUCCUCCUCCUUGUCUAAACUUCAUUUGCAAUCCCGCAUUGAUGGACUCAAUAGUAUUCGCUUGUUGAUUAAUGUACAAGUCAACAAGGUCCAAGAUCAGUAAGGAUCAACAAAAUAAGAAGGACAGACGGAAAAGUUGACGCACACGCUUGUUACUUUUUUUAAUUGCGUUUCAAGACGCGAUGACGCCAGUCCGAUACUUAAUCUUUUUAUAGUCUCGUCGUAAAUACAUAUAUUGGACGUUUUGACGUUUAGCUCAUAGAUUUGCAAAUAUAUAUACAAAGAUCUUCCUUGUGCAUUUUUAUUUCGUACAUGCGGUUUUAUAUGCUCUUCACAUUGACUCGAUGAAACAUUAAAUUGCAAACUCGAUACAAAAAAGUAUUAAUAGCUCAAUUCUCUAAUUAUACUUGAUCGCAAUAUAUAUACAUAUACAUAUAUAUGAUUUACGUAAUUCCAUGACGUGCUAAUUGCAACUUUAUACGCUCGAAUCUUCGUAUGCGUUGAUUUAAUCUUUUUGAGAAAAUUUAUUCAGUUCGCACCUCGUGUGAAUUAAGUAAUCCCAUCGAUCUUUCUCCGUUCGACGCCAGCGGAGAAAAAUCGAUUCGUUUCGUCACGAUUGUCCCUCGAUAUUCGACGUCAAGCGGCCAGCGGCCUUGAACUCUGAACCCUGCUUGACUUCGAGAUCUUGCGCGGGAAAUUAAACGCAGGCAUUCGGGGGACUCGGGUAUUCGUACGCGAGACACUUGCGCAAGAUUGAAUUUGAAAGCGAAUAUUCCUCGAAUCGAGCCUUCGGGACUGAAAACGUCCUUCCUGAAAGUGUCGUCUUCAAACGAUACCGUUUUUUAAUGCGCGGCGUUCCGUUAUUAAUCGACGACACUUAUUACUUCCGUGCCAAUUCUGGCGCGAGAUAUCUGUGCCUCGCAUGGAAGGAUAUUAAUGAAAUGGGACUUACAUUACCGUCUUGCAGUUGCGUUGUCGCGUUGUCGCAACAAAAUGCUGCCUGCCGUAACAAUUAUGUGCCAACGACACUCGCAUAUUCGGACGACAGGUCGCGCCGCACAUAUUAAUAACCGGAUCGCGGAUUUUCACCUGAAUACGCGCGUUGUGAAGAAGCGACGCAACGCGCCGCUCGACGGAGCUCAUUGUUGCGAACUCAUUGUUGCGUGCAUUAAUCGUUUGACUUGACGUAAAAAUUAACUUUUGAAUUUUAUUUAUAGCAGUUUGAUUUAUAACAAUUGCCCAGACACGCACCGUCUCGGUUUUUAUAGCUUCAUUAAUCACAACAAUGACAGUUUGGCUUGACACAAAAAUUAACUUUUGGAUUUAUUUAUAACAAUUUGAUUUAUAUUGCAAUUCCGCGGAUACGCAUGCCGUCGCGCUUUUUAUAGCUUCAUUAAACACAACAAAAGUCUCAUUACUUUACGUUGCUUGGCAGACCGUUCGAGCGACGGUACGAUUGUUAUUGUCCAUCAAGAAAACAAUUGAUAAAAAAGAUUAUUAUUGAUGAUAUCGCCUUAAUUGUUUUUACAGUGCGCCGCGAUGUGGAAGUGAUGAACUUUAAUCGCCGUCGGCGAGACACUUUGAUUUGUUAGCGUGAUUUCAUUCGAAUGCGCAUUAAAAAAAAAAAGAAGAAAAGAAGGUAUCAUCAAGUCUGUGCGUGUCGAACGCGGGGCAAUUGUUACGAAAUGAUUCGGGUUUAUUCGGGCGCCGUAACCCGUGACCGUAAUCGUAUAACUGUACACCGCGCGCGGAACCAUGAGUGAAAGUGCGCCGUUGUGUUCGCGGAGUGUUAAUAAAGCGAAGCUGUGGGCGCGCGCGGACCGGAAUGCCUCCUUUUUUUUUGCGCCUUUCCGCAGAACUAGAAGUUCGCGCUCGCAACGACCGAUAUAAACGGCAAUAACCGGCUCGUGAUUCACGGUCACGCGGGGAAUGAAUGAUGGUCAAAAGAAUAAGCGUUUCCACGACGAUUACAGUCGACAAAAACUAUGCAAAUUAAUUAAUAUUACGUAUUUGUCUCGCUAUUUGCAUAUCGAUUAGCGAAAGUUCGCAACUUUGUUUACGAUCCCCUAUGUGUGACCGCGGGCUUAUCUGAAGAGGAAACGCGGGUGAAUAAUACGUUUCGCGAACGUAAGUGUGCCGAGUGUAUCAUAAACAUUCCCGAUGGACACUUCGAUGAAUUUAAAUAAACUUAAUGGAGUUUUAUUAACUGUUAUUCGCUGCCGAUAUUAGAAUUAUUUAUUAGGCUGCAUCUAUUAGGAUUUAUUCGACCGUAUCCUCUCGCUUUUACGAAAACGAGACCUUAAGUGUGACAAAGAACGCGAUCCGAGAAGCAUUAUGCUCUAUAGAGUUCUAGAGAAAGCGCACGAGAUUUCAGAGAGCACACCGUACAGAUAAUUUGUUAUGCAUGGCUUUGAUCUUAUUGAUUUGAUUAUAUAUUUGCUAAACUCUCGACAAUAUUUAUCGAGCCUCGUCGCAAAGUGCUCCUCAAACGUUUCUAUAUUUGUGUUCCAUUAGCAGCAAAACAUAAUCUAUUCAUGUGACACUCUGCAGAGUGUCGGGUAAAUCGCGUCAAUCUUCACGAGGAGGCGAUACUUCGGGAAAGAACAAGUAAGAGAUGCGAAAUGAGUUUUUCAUUGACGGAAUAAUUCCGUGUCGAAAAAAUGAUACAAUAAUAACAUACUUCCUUUUCAUUUCGUUCUCUCCCAGGAAUUAUCUCCUUACUAGUUGCAAUUACUAGUUACAAUUUACCGGGUACCAGUGUAUUUGCACGGCAGCCACGAGACGCAGACCGCAUUGCAGAAUUUUUAGACGGACGCACGCUUGUAUUUUCGUUCACCGCCAAUCGUUACGGCCGCGGUAGUUCUUCGUAAGUGCAGCCGCAUCGUCUGCGAUUACAUUAAUGACAUACUCCUGCACGGGAUUAGCAAAUCAAUAAUUACUACGGAUCUUCGUUAUCUCACGAGGGUGGGGGAGGAACUCAUGUAAUCGUACAUGAAUGACCGGUCGUCAUGUACGCGACUGCGAAUGCUGAUUAAUUUGGAGGUCACGCGAUUAAGAAGAAGAAAAAGAAAUCGGCAGAAAUAAAAUGCGGCAUUGGAUCUGUCUCCGCGGUUGCCACGAUUUGCAAUUUCGUCAGAACUCCUGUAGUUUUUUUUAUGCAGAAUUAUUGCAGCUGUUCGAUUGUUUACGCAUAAUUACGCAACAAGUCUUGACGAAGAAAAAUAUAAUAUUUAUGCUAAUCUCUCUUCGCUAAUCUCAACGUGAUUCGUUCUUUCAAUGCAGACUUUGAAACAUCCUGUACUAUUAUUAAUCUAUACGUUUUAAUAAUUUUACAACAAAUUUACAAACUGAAAUUAGUUGCGGCUAAUAACCGGAAAUAAAUGGCCCUCGUAUUUCUCUCGGUCCUCCUGCGCCGCGUUGCUUUGCAUUCGUAAUUUCUCCCCGGAAGGAGAUUGAUGCAGACAGGACAUUUAUUUCUGAUACGCAUUUUAUCCUUGCACGAGAACCGCCGCUCGGUUCGCUGCUCCAUAUCUCUGUAAUGCAUCCUGUCGUCGGUGCAGCACGCGACAGAACAGUACGCAUUUCCGGCGCACCGAUGCAGCUGCAUCGACGGACACGCAAAUUAGUCAUGCCGUUCGUAUAUGUAUGUAUAUAUAUUUCGCGUUGAAUCUCGCAGUACAAACAUUCCAUUUUCGAUAUCGGCAGAUAAACAUAAAUUUUAUCCCUCCCACACUUCCACGAGGCGCUGCUUUCGUAACGCUUUCAUAACUUUUUUUUUUUUUUCGAAUUAUCGUAAUCAAGUUUGACUCCAGAAUUGACGAGGUGACGCUAGCGCGCGUUGCAGACACUAAUUUUUGCAAUUGCUUCGAACGGCAGCGGAGUUUUAUUUCAGAUAAAAUAUUUUCGGAUAAUUAAAACGGACUUUACGGAACGUAGACCCUCGCCGAGCGGCUCGCAAGAGAGCGCGAAAUUCGGCACUGUGUUCCAAAGUUCGGCAAACAGGACUAGUCGAGUUCGAAUCGCGUGUUGGAUAGGACGAUCGACAGUGCGGAUCUCCGGUCACACGAUAGGAUAAUAAACAGUUCCACAUGUCUUAUUGAAAUAUCGGAUUCUUCCCGGCGUGGCAUCAAACGGUCGAUGGGGACGGCUGUUUCAGCGGAAAGAUAUCGCGCGUUAAACGGUGUUAUUCGCGGCUGUUAAAAAUGAGGAUCGAUCAGCUAGGGCUUCUUCUAUGGAAGAACUACAUUGUUCGGAAGCGACAACCGGGAAUACUGGCUCUAAUUUUUCUCUGGCCGAUAUUGGUUUUCAUAAUUCUCUACACGGUGCGUGACAAUGUCGAUCCCGAGUACCAUCCGACGUGUCAGUUUCCCGCGAGGUCGAUGCCGCAGGAUGGGCUUCUGCCGUUCGUGCAGAGCUACAUAUGCAGCGUCGGGAACCCCUGCGAUCCGCUGUCGAAGUACGAGGAGGUGCCCUCGUACCAGAACUCCACCUUGGGGCCUUUAGUCGUGGAACUGCAACCAAUGCUCACUAACAAGACGAUUAUCUCCGCCGUGGAAACGUUGCCGCAAAGUAUCCAACUGUUGAAGUCGAUGGCGCAAAUACUCACCAAGCCGGAAAUCAAGGCACUCUUCGAUAGGGGAAUCCGUUUGGGCGACUUGUUCAACAAUCACGAGCAAAUUAAGAACUUACUCAAAUCUCACAUGCCGCACGCAAGGGACGGUUUGAUCGACGGUUUAUUCGAGUCAUCCGUCAAAUUGAUAUACUUAAUCCAAACUUUCGGUUCGUCUAAUAUCGACGGCGUCAUUUGCUCCCCGGACAGCCUGAAGAAAUAUUUGAUUGUACCUGAAGAGGAGGAUGUCACGGAGAUCUCGAAUAUCCUUUGCAAAAUCGAUCCGCUAUCAAUACCCGAUAUUCUGGAGAAUCUUUCGAGCCAUCUGGACUUCAGUGGUUUACUGGAGAUGGUCGAUCGCGCGAUGGCGAAAUUUCGCGAAUACAAUUUCUUCCACGAUCUGAAGCGAGCGACGGAGACCAUCCUCGAUCUGAAGACAACCAAGAAGUACAUACCCGAGUACUUGAGAAUCCGCGAGUGGCUGCCGAAAAUAAUCUUGGUCUUUCAAAACGUGACCUUCAAGGAAAUUGAUCUGGAUUUCUUCAACAAAGCCCUCGUGGUUCUCGAUCCUGUAUUUGAAUACGAACGAAAUUGGCCGAUCGCGCGGAGGGGAUUUUUGAAAAUAAACAAACUGCUGCGGAUGGUGAAGGAAAUCGUGAAGAACCGCAAGGUCAAUUCCACAGAUGAUGACGACUUCUUCACCGUGAUGAAUCGGUUGCGCGGGACUAUAUCAACUUUCUCCUCGAAUCUGGAUAAUUACGACAACAUCACGCAGAUAUUAGAUCUGUCCUUUCUGAUCCUGCAGGAUGGUAUCCGACUUACUAAUAAACUGCUGGAUCGCCACGAGAGUGAUUUUGAAUUAACUGCUAAAGUCUUCGACGGGCUCAGAGACUUCUUUUCUACUAACAUUGUAAAUUCGAUUACGUACGUUGUAUCGUUGAUGGACAAUAUCGUGCAAAUGACUCAUCACGUUGCUAUACUUCACGAAGAAACUUUGGAGAGAUUAUACGAUAUCUCUAAAAGACACCAUAAUUUGAUCCAAAAGAUACUCACAAAUCUCCAACCUACUGCAUACAGAACGAUCGUUCGGUCUUUCUCCCAAUUAGAUUUUGUAGAGCGUUUCGUAGAUUUUAUUAGGAAGAGAAAACCCGAUGAAGUGUUUUGUGAAGCGGACACAAUGAGAGAGAUAUUCGAGAAUUACGUCGAGUUUCAAGUUAAUUCCAACGAAAUAAAGGAAUUAUUCUGCGGCGAUGAGGGAAAGAAAUUCAUCGCUGACGUCUACGACAGUUUUGAAUUCGAGAAAUUUGGGAAAAUCGUAACGAAUACUUUAUCGACCAUGGUCAGCAUGGCAUUCAAACAAACAGUCAGGAUCGACAGUGCGAACUUAACAUCCGUUGUGAGGAAUAUUAAAGGAUUCGUGAGUUAUUUAGACUCGCGAAAAGUAAAGUACUUAAACUGGAGCAUUUUUCAUACCAGCGACGAAUGGAAAAAAACUUUCAACGACAUGCAGUUUCAAGGAAGAUUAGAUAUCUUGGGAAUUCAUCUGAGCAUAGCGAAGAUGCUGGGUUUUCGCAGUUUGUCGUACGCGUCCAUCAAGCCAGAUCUGGAAAAUAUGGACCUGAUAGCUGAAGUAAUUUUGCAAGAUCUACGAAAUAAUCCUACCAGCUUGAUCGGGGAGGUACGCCGACGGGAAGCUGAGUUAAUCGAAUCGUUUUAUCUCACCAUCACGGAUAAAGAGAAGACGUUGCAGAUCCUGGAGUAUUCUAAUUUCACGCGAUCGUACUGUACGGAGCCGAAUUCGCCGGAUCUGCUAAAUUUUCCUAAGGAGUCGAACAGCACGAUUCUCAAGGAAGCGACGUGCUAUCUAUCGAAAAUCGUGCAAAGGAAUCUGGAAAUAAACGUGACCAGCAUCGAAAUUGAGGAGGCCAUCUACCGGCGGAAGGAAUUUAAUUGGACGUCCUUUAACGAGAAGGUAAUCGAGAUCUACCAGUACGUCGAUACCCUGGUGCACCAGGAGGAUCUACAUUACGAUUUGAAGAAAAUCGAGAAACUGAAGCAGAACUUCAAGUUCUCGUGGAUGACGAACGUAACGGCGAAGGACACGUGGGAGAUCAGCGUAGGUUUAAUCUGCAAGGUCUUCGACGUGAUGGAGAGUCCGCUGUUCGGGAUCCAAACCAAGAAAAAUUGGCGAAACAUUUACGGGCUCGCGUGGGCGACCUCGGUGAUCUUCGACAAUAUCGAGAGGAUCGUCGAUCAGAUCCAGCAGCACGAUCACGUGGCGAAGCUUUCCGACGUUUUGCAGGAGAUGCCGCAGACCGAGAUACUCGUCGGCACGUUCCUAAGAAAUUUAUCCCCGGUCAUCCUCGACAUGGUCGACAUGAUAACGCUGCGGCCGGUGCCUCUUAUAUCGUCUCUUGAGGAUUACAAGGAGCGUGAGGUGAUGUGGCCUUGCAUCAUGAACGAAAGCGUUGGCGCUGCAUUAGAAUUGAGAAACGGAAGUCGGGAAGUCAUUAGAGAGUUCGAAAGAAUCGCAUGCAACCCAAGUGCCUUUAUCAAAGAGUGGAGAGAGCAGCCGGUGAUAACGAGAGUCCGAAAAAUUUUUGAGCAUGACGAAACUGUAGAUUUGCCAGCGUUCAACUGGACUCUGGGCUACACGAAAUUUAGACGAUUAGUGACGAAGUUCGAAAAUCUGGUGAACAACGCUAAAGACGUCGUUUUGGCGGAAGAACCGAAAUUGGUGAAGUACAUGAAGACAAUCGCGACAGAAUCGGAUGAUAUUAUCCAGGAAAGAUUGCCAAACAUGUAUGAUUGGAGAAAUACCUUGAAUCAUAUCGAUCUGGAGCUCGACAAGGCCAUCCCGUCCUUCGACAGCGAUCUUUCUGCAAAUGGAAUUUGGAAAUCAUCAGUCAAUGUUACCGAUCGCAUUCUUAUUUUUGUUAAAUAUAUAUCUAACGUCGUUCACAAAAGCGCGCGCAUCGUGACCGACAUACUUAAAAGCGGCACAGGGAAGAUCAGUUUGCUAUCUUUGUUAGGAUUCGAUAAUAUCUCCCCUAUUACCAUUUUCCACGAUCAGCUACCUUUCGUCCUGUCGACGCUGGUGAACGGGAUAUCCGACCCUAUAAUAGACAACCGUAUUGUCACAGCAUUGAAAAGUAACACUACAAUCACGUGCUCGAUGCUGUUCGACUGGCUUUCGGAUUAUAAGGUCGGCCUGAGCGACGAGGAGUACAGGACUUUGAAAAAUUUCACUUGCGAUCUCGAUCCCGAGAACUUCAACGUCUACACGGAUCUCUAUAUGGCGGAAAUGACGAUCUGGGACAAGCCCACCAGCAAGUAUCGGUCUUUCAUAGCCUCGAUGAUCGGCGACAUGUACGAUCUUAUUGAGGCUAUCACCCUCGCGAUGAAGCACAACGUAAUCAUCGAGCCGCCAUUUUCGAAGAGAUAUCUGGAUCACAUGCUCCAGAUGUUGAAAGACACUCUGGAAAUCGUGAGCGGAGAGGGUACUUAUCACAAGGAAUUGAAACUGGGUGAAGGAUGGUCGAAUUACAGAUUGCUUAUUGAGGGCGUAUCGCAAAUUCUGCUUCACAUUGGCAACGCGUUGAAAAAUGUCGAGGUACACGACCACGAGUUGAAAACUUGGCAACUGAUGGCGAACGAUGAUACGCGUCAAGUGCUAAAGAUUCUAGAAGCUAAUCCGGAAGAGACAGUCGCGUUAAUUGCCACCCUCAGCACGCUCGACGAUGCGACCGGCGAAUUUAUGCCUUUCGAGGACAUCAGGAAGACUAUGUGCACUCAGCGUUUUAACUCAAAUUACUGGUCCACGACGAACAGAACGCGCUUCCUGGAAGAAGUGUGCUCGUUCGAUCCUUACCAGCUGCUGAAGACCGCCACGAGCGACGAAUACUAUGAGAUUGUCACCGGUCGGAGAACUGCCUUGUCGAAAUCGACUCCGUUAACUAUGUCGUUAACGAGAUUAUUGGACAUCGUAACGAAUUUUACCGUCGCGUCGCCAGGCGUGAGUCUCAGAUCGAAUAUCUUCAAUGUGACGACGUGGGCGAAUCUGCCCAAUGAGACCUGGGCUCUGAUCCUGAGGUCCGAAAAAUCCUGGAUUCAUCAGUACCGAAACUCCGCGUGGUACAGAUUCAACGUGACGGAUUCGCACGUCGGUGCGGAUUAUCUCGUCGGGGCGAGGAAAUUGUUUCAGCUCCUGGAAUCCGCGAUCAAUCUCGUGUCCGGCGGUGAUAUCUGGCAGAAGCUGCGCGUCAUGCACGAAACGUCGAAACUCAAGCCGCUGCUAACACUCGCGGAGGAUAUGCCUAAUCUCCUUAUUACCGCCGCCGACACCUUCGUCUCGUCCGAGAGGCUGGACGAUUUCAUACAGAAGCUCCUCCUCGGCCUGGUGCACCCCUGCGAUAUCGACCGGUACCUGAUUCCGCCCAGCUACAUGAGGAAGAGAGGCUUGCUGGCCAGCAUUACGAAUUUCUGCCAGAAGAUCAUCAUGAGCGAUGAGCGGUUAACGUGGACGGACUUGCUGCCAUACAACGGAAAAUACAAUGACAGCCACGUUACUUCCGAUAUGCCAUCGGAAUCCGUUUACGAGGAACAGCUAUUACAAAGGGUACAGAAAUUUCAGACCGCUUUGGUUCGCGCUUUAUCGGAAGGCUUCAGGCAGCCGAAAAUUCCUGCGUGGUGGACGUCAUUCGAGGAGGGUACCUUAAAAAGCUUCACGGCGCAAUACAAGAAAAAGGACGCGAAGACUAUGGCAUAUUCGAUGGUGAAGAAAUCAAUAUCGAUUAUGAAAAAUUUUUUGGUAACUCAACCUAGCACCGUAAAUUGUACGUGGUGUGUUACGCUCCCACUGGAGAUUUUAAAUUCUCAGCUGAUGCACCAUAGCCUCUACUCGAAACUGCUCUGUCAAAUGACUCGAUUAAAUAUAUCGGAGGUGCAUAACAUUUUGAUGAACGAUUUCAACUGGAAUAAAACCGGCAACAUGGUCAAGAAUUAUAAAUAUCUGACCAAGAAGAAGCCGCUUGACGAGUUUUUAAACACGCUCGAAAUUACUCUACAUUACAUGGCCGAUAUCUUCAUCGAUUUUCAAAACGAGACAUACAGUGAUAGAGUACACGAGUGCUUUAACAAAUUCGUCGGCGGUCCCACGUAUUCCAGACCGGGGUUGUAUAUUACGUUCGUUCUGAGCAUCUUGGACAUGCUGGAAAAGAAUGUUUACAUUUUGGACUCGGCGUCCAUCCACGAGGGCAUCAACAAUCUGACCAGACUGGCCGAAAUGCACGUGCCGCUUUGGAAACCGUUGCGCGACGUGGUGAAGCAGUCCGAUCUCGCCGACAUCGACGCCGCGCUGCCGAACGCCACCAUCAACGUGAACGCGAUUCUGAGCAAUCAGAACAGGACGAGCCUGUGCAGGACGAAGAUCGACUGCCAAAACGCGACGGUUCUGUACAAUUUUCUCAGCUCGAAGAGAGCGGGCAAGGUUUUCCGAUACGACCCGAAGGCGUCGAAAUAUCCGACGGUAAUCGACAUCUCGAGCCGAUUGGCUCGCAGUCUGGACUUCGAUCUCAUAAGUCGGCAGCUGUCUUACUGGCGCACCGAGGCUUCCUGGAAUCUCUCCUGGCUCAAGGAGAUCCUGGUUCAUUUGUCCAUGAUCCUCGGAGAAGGCGGGAAUCUGCUGGACGUCGCUAGUCAGAUCGAUCUCGAGGACAUCACCAGCAGCAUUCUCGGGACUCCCGAUCUCGCCGAUGGUAUCAUCAAUAUAUUGAAGGAUAAAACAGUCGACAAAUUAUUCGACGGGAUGAAGGAACUCCUUGAGGAUGUGGAGCCGUUCAUAGAAGACAACGAAAUAAUCGACGAUCUACACAAAAUAAUCGCGACAUUGGAAUCGAUGGAGAUUUUCAAGAACCUAGGACUGCUCGAUAUGAAAUACGUCGUCAAAGACAUGUUCGAUAACUGGGAUUUUGUGCGAACGUAUUUGAUCGACAGAAUUGGUAUCACCAACGAGAUCGCGCUCACCUUGGGCGAGGCCAAGAUAGACAUGAUUUCGGUCUUCAUGCAAGAGCGCGGUAUCGUUAGUCUGAAGGACAGCAUUUGCUCAGCCGAGAAGCUUGGCGAUAUGUUGCACUUCAACAACGAUCUCGUGACUGCCGAGGAAGUCAGCUCCGCGCUCUGUCAAUUGGAGGACUCUCAGACGCAGGAUAUCGCCAUCACGUUGAUGAAGAACUUGAACUUCGAAUACAUUUUCAAAAACCUAAUGAGCGCUAAUGUGAAAAGUAUAUUGGCUAAUGCAAAUCUAACCGAGGCCGAAGGAAAAGUUAUAUUGGACAAUCUUGGAAUUGCUGCGGAACUAUUUCCAUUAUUCAAAGACAAGCUGUCGGCGAGCUUUUCUAUUGGAAAUGAAACAGAGGAGACUAACGCGGAAGAAAUGGAUGAAACGUCAUCCAAUUCGCAAUUUCUGAAAGAUUCCAGUAAAUUACUCUGCGGUAGAACAUUGAUACAAGAUGAAGGACAAUUUUACAAAUAUAUUACCAAUUUAAAGGACAGUAAUAAAGCGUCCGAUCAGAGGGAACUCGAUUCUUUGCCAGACGCUUGCAAAGAUACGUACAAAACUGUGCUGUCUAUACCCGGCGGAAAGAUCGUCUGGGGGUACGUCAAGCCUCUGUUACGCGGGCAUAUCCUUUACGCGCCCAACACCACCGUGAUCUCCGAAGUCAUGGCGUUGACGAACGAGACCUUCGUGCAGAUGGAGCACUUCGGCGUGCUGGUAGACAGCGUCGAGAAGACUCUCAAGGCUGUAGCCAAUCUUACAGAGAUGGGCGAUACUUUGACGGAAUUACAGAACAUAAUGUCGUCCGACGUCAUGAAGGUUGCCAUCAAAUCGAUGAGCGGUGGCAAUUUCGAAGGUGACCUUUCCGAGCUGAAUCUCAGCGAGCUCGCGUGGCGGCUGAAAAAAUCGAAGAAGCUGAUCUCGAUGAUCGGCAUGCUGAACGGUAUGAUGGGAUGCGUGCUGGUGAACAGAACAAUAGGAUUCUCCACGGAGGAGGAGUUGGAAGCAGCGGCCAGCCGCUUGACUGACACGAACGAGUUUCUCGCCGGGAUCAUCUUCAUGGACGACGCUACGUCGCAUCUGGCGAAAAGAUCUCUGGACCACGAGCUGCCGGACAAUAUCACCUACAAGAUCCGCAUGGACGUGGACUACGUGCCGUCCACCAGACGACUGAAGAACCAAUUUUGGAUUCCCGGACCGGAGAGCAGCUUCAUCGAGCAUCUCAGGUAUCUUCGGGGUUUCAUUCAACUUCAGGACUCCGUCGAUCGCGCGAUCACGAAGGUGAAGACCCGGAGAUACGAUCUCAACUGGAGGACAGUUACGCAACAGAUGCCGUACCCGUGUUGGAAAAACGUACCAUUCCAAACGACGCUUUACGAGUCUCAAGGCUUGCAAGUAUGCUUCUUUUUCGCGUUAAUGAUGUGCGUUGGAGCGGCUGUCAGACAUAUCGUUUGGGAGAGAGAAUCACAAAAUGCCAUGGUAAUGAGCGUAAUGGGAUUAAAGCCGUGGCGCAACACCUUCGCUUGGUUCAUCACAUCUUUCGCGGAGCUGUCGAUCGUGAUGAUUGUCAUCUCCCUGAUUUUACUGGCUGGAAAAAUCCUUCCGCGAUCGGAUCCCUCCAUCGUGCUUAUUUUGCUUUUCGACUACAUCUUCUCCAUUGUGACCUUCUGCUACAUGAUCUCGACGAUGUUUAGCUCCGCCAGUCUCUCCGCGGUUACCACGGUUGUCAUGUUUCUGUUAACUUACAUGCCGUAUGUCAUUGUUAUCGCCAUGGAGGCCACAUUCGGAAUCGGAUACAAACUUAUAAUUUGCCUGAGCAUGUCGACCAGCUUCUGUUACGGAUGCCUAUACGCGGUGCGAAAGGAGGUUCAAGCCAUCGGUCUUACUUGGGCGAACAUGUGGGAGGAAUCAAGCCCCGGCGAUCCGAUGACUCUGGGAAUGUUGUUGCUAAUGAUCGCUUUCGACGGUUGCCUGUACGCCGCGAUCGGUUACGUCAUCGCUAGAUACACCGAUUCAGGUAGGGGCUUUCACGGUUUGAGGUCCCGUAGCUUAUGGUGGGCCGACACCCGCUCUCUCUAUGGCAGACCGAGCUACCUCGCCUUCGUCAACAACCUCUAUUUCACUAACGACGUUCUCCAUCCCUCAGCCGCUUACCAAGAUGACGAGAGCGAUCUCAGCAACCUGACGGUCACGGAGAAGCAAAUCGGCGUGAAAUUCGAGGGUGUCAGGAAAGUCUAUCAUACCGAACGUGGUGACGUCGUCGCCGUGGAGGACUUCACCUUAAAACUCUGCGAGGGUGAGGUGACGAGUCUGCUCGGAAGAAACGGCGCGGGAAAGACUACGAUUAUCAAGAUGCUAACGGGAAUGGUGGCCCCGACCAACGGCGAAAUUUGCCUGAACGGCGAGGAAGGUUACAAGCCCGACAUUGGAGUGUGUCCUCAGGAUAACGUCCUCAUCGGAACUCUGACGCCGAGGGAGCACAUGAUAUUUUAUUGGAAGCUCAAGAAACCUAACGAUGAUAAUAACAUGGAGAAGAAUGUUAACGAAAUGCUGGCUUCCCUGGAACUCGGCCGCCAGGAACACGAGCCAGUGUCGCGCUUGUCAGGCGGUACGCGACGCAGACUCUGCGUGGCCCUGGCCUUCCUCGGCUCGCCACGUCUGGUGAUCCUGGACGAGCCCGGCGCCGGGGUGGAUCCCGCGGCCCGACGACGGAUCUGGCGACUGAUCGACCAGCACAGGAUCGGCAGGACUGUUCUCCUCUCGACUCAUCAUCUGGACGAGGCCGACAUGCUGAGUGACACCGUUGUGGUGAUGCACAAAGGGAAGAUCUUGUGUACCGGUUCGCCGUUAUCCUUGAAGAUGACGCACGGCAGGGGCUACAGACUGAACGUGACUUUUCCACCCGAACAUUACGCCAACGGUGAGGCGGGGCUAGGAGGGAUACCAGAGACGGUCGAGAAGAAGAACCUCAAGGCUCUUCGUACCGUCGUCGAGGAAGUUAUGCCGAACACCACGAUAGACGAGGUCUCCGAGGCAGAGGUCAUCAUCGCGUUGCCUUUCCAGGGAAAGAGCAGAAUGAACAAUGACAUCGCGCAAGUGGCGAAGGCGCUGGAAGACAACCGUAAGCUCUUGGGAUUCUCGCACUUCUCAUUGGAGUGCGACACUCUGGAAAGAGUAUUCUUGGAUCUUUGCGCGCGAGCAGACAGCGGAUCGAGCGUUAUCAGAGCGAGUCAAGAUAGCGUCAUUAAUAUGGAGCAUGCCGAAAUACCCGGAUCAAAUGACAACAUCGAUUUAAUUACCGACAUGGUGUUGAAGCCCUCGCCAAUUCGACAGAUGAAAGCCAUGAUAAAGAAACGGCUAUGGCAUUUCACGAGAGACUGGAGAGCGCCGUUGGCCGCGCUCGUUUUACCAACCAUGUUUGUCGCAAUCGCUAUGGGAUUUUCUCUAAUACGACCACCGUCCGAGAACGAGCCACCUCUGACUUUGACUCCCAAACUUUAUGACACUCAUCCGACUUACUUUUAUAGCAUCGACAGUAAUGAUCCGUUCCUACAACAUGUGUCUAUGCAGCUGCACGAUCGUUUCGGGGACGAUUACGCUGGCGCAUGGCAAACCUUACCUAAUGAUACCGGGACCUGCGAAUGUCUGGACGGUCAACAAACCUGCCGAGGCGUGUCUAAAGCCGUCGAGGGCCUUCUUCAAACUCUACCUGGCCGACCUACUCUGGACUGGAUAGUCUCGACGCAUCAGGAAUAUAUAGAGAAACGGUACGGCGGCUGGUCUCUGACGCACUCCAAGGAGGAUCCCCUUUUCAUCGUUUGGUACAAUAACAAGGGCCAUCAUUCUAUGCCGGCGUACCUGAACGCCCUUAACGAGGCGAUCCUGCGAGCGUUCGGGGUGCGAGGACACUUAACCACGCUCAAUCACCCCUUGAAGCUAUCGAGUGAUCAGCUGAAUCGAACGACACUAUUGCAACACGUGGCGGACGUCGGCGUGGGGUUGGUACUUUUGAUAGCUUUCAGUAUGGUCGCAGCUCAGGGAACUAAGGAGAUAGUCAGAGAACGACUGACGGAAGAGAAGAGAAUACUCUACCUGGCCGGAGUUCAUCCCGUCACGUAUUGGACGACAAUCUUAAUUUGGGAUUUCAUAGUAUACCUCUGUGCUGUCUGCCUAGCGGUAAUUGUUUUCGAGAUCUUCGGUUUGUCAGCCUACGUUGAGAAAGAUAAUCUCGCCGGAGUCUGUCUCCUGCUAAUUCUGUUCGCAUGGGCGGCGUUACCGUUUUCGCAUCUAGCCGAAAAAGCGUUCGACGACUCGAGCCUGUCGAAUAUGGUGCUCUUCUGCGUGAACACCUUCAUAGGCGUAGCCUGUCUAGCGACUAUUUUAGUCCUCGAUAUCCUCGGCCGCAGUAAAACGGCCGAGGACGUGAGGAACAUUCUGCACUACGUCCUAAUGAUCUUCCCGCAAUACGCCCUCGGCGACGGAUUGGUCGAGAUCACGAGGAACGACAUCACCUCCGAAUUGCUCGAAAGAUUUCACAUGGACACUUACAAGUCCCCGCUCGGCUGGGAUCUUCUCGGCUACCAUUACCUCUUUCUGUUUGUUAUCGGCGCGAUUCUGUUCGUGCUGAAUCUGGUGAUCGAGUGUCGGCUCCUGCCCGAUCUGAGGAGGCAGAAGAUCGGUUACGAGAUGGUGGAGGAGGACGAGGACGUCGCCAGGGAGAGGCUGCGGGUCGAGGCCGGGAUGGUCGACGACACCCUGAAGACCAUGAAGCUGCGGAAGGAAUACAGGAGCGUGUACGGGACGAAUGUUGCUGUGCAAAAUUUAAGUUUCGGCGUACAGGCCGGCAAGUGCUUCGGUCUCCUGGGCGUGAACGGGGCGGGAAAAAGCACGACGUUCAAAAUGCUGACAACAGAGAUUAUUCCUACGGCCGGAAAGAUUAUUCUGAAGGGGCAGGAGAUUGGCGCGGGGCCGUUGUGCAACGGCGAGGUUGGCUAUUGCCCUCAGAGCGACGCCCUGGAUGGAUUUCUCACGCCCCACCAGUGCCUGACGAUUCACGGCGAAGUUUGCGGGUUGAGCAACGUUCCUAAGGCUGUGGAAACCACGCUGAAGAGAUUCGACCUACUCAAGUACGCUCAUCGAAGGGUCUCCGGCCUCAGCGGCGGUAACAGGAGAAAGCUAUGCGCCGCAUUAAGCGUCAUGGCUCCUGCCGCAGUAAUCCUCAUGGACGAGCCCACGAGCGGAAUGGACCCCGCCACGAAGAGCCUCGUGGCCAGAGCGGUGAGACAGGUGACGAGGAGUCAAGGGUGCGUCAUCCUGACGUCACACAGCGUCGCCGAGUGCGAGAACCUUUGCUCGAGGGUAGGCAUCCUCGCACGAGCCGGUCUCAGGUGUAUAGGAACGCCGCAGCAUUUGAAGCACAAAUUCGGCGAAGGAUACGUCGCCUUCCUGAGAUUCGGCCAGCCAGUCACCGCCACGGAUCUUAGGAGGGUUAUCCUGAAAUAUCUGCCACAGGCGAUGAUCUCCUCGAGGCAAGCGACGGCUGCUCGGCUCCUGCUACCGCGCAGCCAGGACAUGGCGCUCAGCGUGAGCUUCAGCAUGCUGAAGCUCCUGGCGGAGGAGCUUAAGGCCACGGACUACACGCUUACACAGAGCUCGUUGGAUCAGGUGCUGGUGACCUUCUCGGAGGAGCUGGACGACGAGGCCGUCGACGUGACCGUCUUCGGCCAGGGCAGCAGGAACAGCGUGCCAAAUAUGUACUCCAGCAUGGACACCAUCCACAUGGACACGUUUUGAAUAGUGUGGCCGUUUAAUUAAACUUAAGCUCCAGAGGCCUUGCGCUCUCGAACUAGACGCAAGAAAUUAAUUGGAAUUAAUUUUACGUUUUCUUUUUCACUCGGUAAAGCCUCUCCUGUGCCUCGCUGUGCGCUCUCGUGGCGUGCAUUUCCGUGGCGAUUACUGUGAUAGUAUUCUGCGUUUAUCUUUGACGCCACGGCAAUAUGCGCGAUUUGUAUGUAUGAGCUCAAUGAAACAAGAAAGGAGCGAAUCAAUGUGAUUCUCAAGUGUAUAGUUACGCGGUUUUCUCCAUGGGGAGAGAUUUGGACGGUCAUUCGCUUAUGGAGAUCGAGAUUUCGAGCGAAUACAGGAAACAAAAUCUUUUAAAAAUCGGUUCGGUCUCGGAAACAAAAUUAUCCGAAAAUUUGAAUCGAGCUUAAAUUUGUAAAUACCUUUCUAUUUUCCGGCAAUUUUGAUUUAGCAAUUAUUAGUUUCCCUCUCUCUUUUAGUAGAGCGGAAAUAUGUAAGUACGUUUUAAGAGUUAGAUAAUUGAGGAAAAUGUACAGUAGAGUUUUUAGCGGGACGAAUAUUUCUUCGCUCCUGACGAAGCGAACAUCCAUGAUGGGAAUUAAUGCAUGAUUUAGUUAAAAUUAAUGUAUUUACUGCAAGAGCGAGAAAAGUAUCGAGUGGUUGGUGAGGGUGAUUGGUGUGGGUGAUUGGACCAGGGAAUUGAACUAACCAGAGGCAUUUUGUAUUCUUUUAGGUAUCAGUAGAGUCAGUAAAAAAAAUAUCUUUAAUUACACAGUAAUUUUGUAUAUUUAGUAUAUCGAGCAAUUGUGAGCAGUAUUCCAUCGUAUCGCUAUGAUUAUUUUAUACAAUAUUUUUAAUAAGUAAGAUAUCAAUGAAAUAUAAUUCGAGCAAUUAUAACAGUAAUUGCAAUAUUAUAGGCGUCAAUGCCCUUUUCACUUGUCUACUGAUCUGCCGCUGCAUUUUACAAUCAAAAUAUUUUAUAUACAACCGAUACACACAUAUGAUGUCUUUAAAUAUAUCAAAAUAUUUUAUACAUAACUAUACGAUACACACGUAUUGACGCGAAUGUAUUAGAUAACUAAAUAUACUCAAGAAAUAAUUGUAUGCCACACUGGAGACAUGGAGAAAUUUAUUAAAUAAUUAUUUAAAUUUAUUAAAAUUCCCUUAUUAAUUGAGUACGCGCGCACAAUGUAAUUAUUUAUUUAAUUAAAAACGUAUGGACAUUAAGGGUGAAUCGAUUUGAUCGGCGCGAGUGGGAGAGAGACAUUGGCCAUUCGUGCUAUGCGCCCGCGCGUUUCGUUUUCAUAUUUUGCCGUCGCUCCGACAUCGCAAUUUCGAAAACAGAGGAUUCCACGGGCGACGAGGUCGUCCCCCGCCCCCCCUUCUCCUCCCAUCAAUUUUCGCCGAAGGCGAUUAUCGACGAGUACGUUUGACACACCCGAACCCGGACUGGUUAAAUAUUGCCGGUGAGAAUCGCGUGGUCCGUAUGUGCGAGCCCGGGGCUUUUAUUUGUCGCGCUUGACGAUGCGACGUCGACUCAUAGAAACACGAAGAUCGAUGCGAACGCGAGCGCGAAUGGUACCGUAAAAAAAUAAAAGGAGACCGGUGACGCAAGAAUGAAGCGCGAGACGAUGAUAUUUAUUGCCGUGGAUGGGAGAGAAAGGGCGAUCAAAGGAAAUGAAAGGUAUAUACUUGUAUGGGAUGCGUCCCGAGUUUCUCACAUUUCAAAUACGAAGUCUCGUUUAGAAUAGGAUUUUUCAUUAAUUAAGGAACAUCGGGAUAGCAAGAUUCAAAUUAUAUCGAGUCAAAUUUUUAUUGGGGAAAAGCAGUAGGAAUUCAACAAAUUAGGAGCUCAAAAUUUCGAAAAAUAUUCAUAGUUUUCCGAUUUGGUUUCUGGGAUUUGCUGCGGUAUAAAAUUUUAUUUGGUAUAUUUUUAUUUUUAUUUAGUAUAUUUUGCGUAUUUUCAAUUCAGACAUCAGCUGAUCGUUUUUAUAUUUCGUAUUUAUGAUGUGAGCAGAAAUAAUUAACAAUACACACACACACACACAAACACACAGACACAUUUUUCGAUUUGUGGUCACGGCAAAUUAAUUGAUACUUAUACUGCUCGUUUUAUAUGAAUCAAAAACGAUAUUUCGCGCAACGAACUGCUGAAAUGCAUCAAAAUUGCUUCGUGUUUCUCAUUAAUUUUUAUUCAUGAAAAGAGAGUGGAUCGCGGAUGGAAACGGGUGUCAGAAGCGCCACGCUUAAUAUUUGUAUUAUUAUAAUUAAUCGUAUAAAUUUGCAGUUUAAUGUGUAAAAUGCGGUGGUGCAUUUAAAUAUUUCACGGCGACGACAAAUUGAUUGACACACGUUAACGUGCAUCGUUGCUUUUUAUUCGUUUGACAUAAGAAUCGAAGCGGCAGGGAAUGAACAAUGUAAUUUCCAUUGACAUUGAGAUAUGUUAAUAUGUACGGUAGUUAUUAUCUUAAUGAUAUGCGUUGUGUGCUGAAUUUUUUACCAGUUAAUCUCAAGAUUAGAAUGCAACUUAUCAAAAAUGGACUUCGAUGAUAGUUGAAUGCGGUCUUCCCAUUCAAGUGGAGAACACUAAUUGUAAGUCACGCAUCGUCGGCCUGGUGAUUCAAAUAACAAAGAGACCGUAUCCGCUGCUGUCAUUCGCGACACAAUGAAUUAUUCGACGUACUAUACUUUACGAGACAUUUUGAAUAUUUCGUCGUGGCGCCCAGUUUACGUAAAGUCACCGCAUUAUCACUCGCUAACCGAUGAGUACGCAGGUAGCAAGGUCGCGCUUGCUGUUUUAUUAUCACCCUCUCAACGCCUCGUGCCAUGUAUUUAUUGUAAAGAACUAGUAUUUUACAAAACGCGAUAAUAUUUUAUAAACGACUAGGGGCUGCCGGCACGCGCAAACUAAUUCUUCCGAUCAACGGCAAGCGAUGAGUAUCUGCAACGAAUAUUUUCGCGUUAGAUAUUAUUCAUUUUAUGUAGGAAUCAAUGUGUCGUUCGGAAUUGUAAUAGGAAUUGUAAGAUACCGUUUAUGAAUAAUAAUAUUAUGUAUUUCGUAGAAGUGCGCGCGUCGAAAUUUGAUGCUUAUAAGCCAUAAUCGCUGCUUAGCUCGCGACAACAUAUUGAAUGAAAUAUAUAUUACUUUGCAAGGCAUUAAA